This is a messenger RNA of Vicia faba (fava bean), 504 nucleotides long. The record is from the annotation of a GenBank genome assembly. NCBI's taxonomy places the organism in Eukaryota, Viridiplantae, Streptophyta, Magnoliopsida, Fabales, Fabaceae.
AUGAUGUAUUCAUCGUACCGUUCUUCUGUUGCAACACUAAAACCUUGUUACGUAGAACAAGAUAACGGUUUAGCUUCCUUAAAAAACAUGGAUGUUUCCGGUCAUGCUAAUCGUUUUGUUACGAAAUCAAUGAUAACCAUGGGUUAUUCCUAUUCCAAUUCCAAUUCCAAUUCCAACAGAACUAGUUUCUGGAACAUGAAUUUUUCUUCACCUAGAUCUGGUGGAAGAUUCUAUGAUGCUAGAUUUGAAGAUCAACAACCUCACUUUCUUGAAGCUUGUUCUCUUUGCAACAAACCACUUGGUCACAAUAAAGACAUCUUCAUGUAUAGGGGUGAUACACCUUUUUGUAGUGAAGAGUGUAGACAAGAACAAAUAGAGAUAGAUGAAGUGAAGGAGAAGAAUAUGAAUCUUUCUUUAACCAUGAAGCAAAGAAAAUCGAGUUCUUCAAACAAGGUUCAAGGCCAAGAUUAUUCGUUUCGUACAGGGACAGUUAUUGCAGCAUAG